AUGUUGUUGAUAAGACUUGUUCUGACGAAGCUUGCUGACAGACCAAAUUGUGACCGUGGCGGGUUCUCUGAACUUCAGGACAAUCGGCACAGUUUGGCAAUCUUCCACCGAUUCGAUACCCACAACCAUAAUCCCAUUGCAACCAACUGUGACCGUGGCGGGUUCGAUAACCUCAGCACAAUCGGCAUAAUGGGCUCUGAGGUGGGAGGAUUCAUGGGAGGGUUGAUGGGGAUGAAAUUCCGACUGCAGAGGGUUUGA
Messenger RNA from Penicillium soppii, 258 nucleotides. RefSeq lists its product as uncharacterized. The transcript has a single exon. NCBI's taxonomy places the organism in Eukaryota, Fungi, Ascomycota, Eurotiomycetes, Eurotiales, Aspergillaceae. The coding region runs from base 1 to 258 and encodes 85 amino acids. The record is from RefSeq and is a predicted model, not a curated record.